AUGACGUCGUCGCCUAAUAAUGGAGAUGCAAGUUCUCCUGCUUUGUUUUACAAUCCUUCGUCAUCCUCACAACCUGAUACAUAUGAGCGCGAUAGCGCAGAACGAGGCCAUAUGGUAGGAUCUUCUCCCUUUCACUAUCCAUCAUCAUCGCAAUCGCAUCCACAUAGUAAUAAUGGUGAUCCAUCUUCAUCUCAAGGCAGAACUCCGAGGACCGAGCAUUCUCUUCCUUCUUCAUCGCUAUCAUUCACUCAAUCUGGACGGCUGCAACAUUACAGAAGAAGUGAUAUCCAUGCCUCCGAUCUGUCUUCUCCCAGAAGAAUGGUGAAUUUUGAUUCUCCUUCUACAGAUGCCUUUUCUGAGCCAUCAUCAGAGGCCGCUGAGCCAUUGCGGAUCAUUUGGGGUACCAAUGUCUCCAUCCAGGAAGUCACUAAUAACUUUAAGAAUAUGUUGAUGACUUUCAAAUACAAGUAUAGAAAAGCUAAAGACGGACAGUCCCUUGAUAUAAAUGACACUACAGACGAGGAACUAUACUACGUGAACCAGUUACACCAGAUGAGACAAUUAGGUAUUUGUAACCUUAACCUGGACGUAAGAAACUUGAUGGCCUUUUCUGCUACUGAGAAACUCUACCAUCAACUGCUGAACUAUCCACAAGAAGUCAUCUCAAUAAUGGACCAGGCAGUGAAAGAUUGCAUGGUGCAAUUAGCCGUUGACGCUGGAGGCAUAGAAGGAAACAAUGAUCUAGCCGACGUUGAAUCAAAGAUAUACAAAGUUAGACCUUAUAACUUGGAUUCAAGUAAAGGUAUGAGAGAGUUAAAUCCCAAGGAUAUUGAUAAACUGAUCAGCAUAAAAGGUCUAGUUUUGAGGUCAACCCCAAUUAUUCCUGACAUGAAAAUGGCAUUUUUCAAGUGUAACGUUUGCGAUCACACAACCGCUGUUGAGAUUGACCGUGGUAUUAUUCAGGAACCUCUCAGGUGCCCCAGAGUAGCAUGUAAUCAGAGGAAUUCCAUGACAUUGGUACAUAACAGAUGCUCAUUUGCUGAUAAACAGGUUAUAAAGCUGCAGGAAACACCAGAUCUUGUGCCUGAUGGACAGACGCCCCAUUCCGUAUCUCUGUGUGUUUACGACGAGUUAGUAGACAGCUGCCGUGCUGGUGAUAGGGUUGAAGUAACUGGUAUUUUCAGGUGUAUACCUAUCAGAGCUAACCAGCGCCAGAGGGUUUUAAAAUCUCUGUACAAAACAUACCUCGAUAUUGUUCACGUCAAAAAGGUUAAUGAAAAGAGGUUGGGAACCGAUACUUCAACUAUAGAACAGCAAUUGCUCCAAACGCAGGCUGAUAACGUAGAGGAGCUGAGGAAAAUCUCUGAUGAAGAUAUCGAGAAGAUCAAGAAUGUCGCAGAGAGGCCAGACUUAUAUGAUGUACUAGCACGUUCAAUUGCACCAAGUAUUUAUGAAAUGGACGACAUUAAAAAAGGUAUUCUUCUUCAACUGUUUGGUGGUACUAACAAAACAUUCCAGAAGGGUGGAAGAUACAGAGGCGAUAUCAAUAUACUGCUUUGUGGAGAUCCUUCGACAUCCAAGUCACAGAUAUUACAGUAUGUGCACAAGAUUGCACCAAGAGGGGUAUAUACUUCAGGUAAAGGUUCUUCGGCCGUUGGUCUGACUGCAUAUAUUACCAGAGAUGUGGAUACGAAACAAUUAGUGCUGGAGAGUGGUGCCCUAGUGCUAUCAGACGGAGGUGUGUGUUGUAUCGACGAGUUUGAUAAAAUGAGUGACUCGACCAGGUCUGUUUUGCAUGAAGUUAUGGAACAACAGACUAUCUCGAUUGCUAAGGCUGGUAUUAUUACAACCUUGAAUGCCAGGACGUCCAUUCUUGCGAGUGCAAACCCAAUUGGCUCACGCUAUAACCCAAAUCUACCAGUUACUGAAAAUAUUGAUCUUCCUCCACCGCUACUAUCGAGAUUCGAUUUAGUUUAUUUAGUGCUGGAUAAGGUCUCUGAAUCAACUGACAGAGAACUGGCUAAGCACUUGACAAGCCUUUACCUAGAAGACCGGCCCGUUCACGUAUCCCAGUCAGAUAUCCUUCCUAUCGAAUUUUUGACUAUGUACAUAAACUACGCCAAGCAAAAUGUUCACCCUGUCAUAACAGUCAACGCGAAAACAGAGCUCGUGAGAGCCUAUGUGAGCAUGAGGAAGAUGGGAGACGACUCCAGAUCUGACGAAAAGAGAAUUACGGCGACUACAAGACAGUUAGAAAGUAUGAUCAGACUUUCUGAAGCACACGCCAAGAUGAGACUAUCAGAAACUGUAGACGUUGAAGACGUUCAGGAAUCCGUGCGGUUGAUCAGAUCCGCGAUAAAGGACUACGCAAUUGAUCCCAAAACUGGUAAAAUCGAUAUGAACCUCGUCCAGACAGGGAAUUCCGUAAUUCAGCGCAAACUACAAGAGGAUUUGGCCCGAGCAAUAAUAACAAUUCUCACAACACGUACAGCAGAUGUUAUAACCUUUAAUGAACUUGUGAAGGUACUUAACGAGCAGUCCCAAGAAAAGGUCGGUAACCUCGAGAUCUCAGAUGCAUUGUCUCGUCUACAACAAGAAGACAAAGUUGUUGUCUUGGGCGAAGGCGCAAGAAAAUCAAUCCGCUUAAAUGGCAGGGUAUAG
Messenger RNA from Eremothecium sinecaudum, 2661 nucleotides. RefSeq names its product MCM DNA helicase complex subunit MCM4 (gene MCM4). The coding region runs from base 1 to 2661 and encodes 886 amino acids. Lineage: Eukaryota; Fungi; Ascomycota; Saccharomycetes; Saccharomycetales; Saccharomycetaceae. The record is from RefSeq and is a predicted model, not a curated record. Gene Ontology annotation, biological process: mitotic DNA replication initiation; DNA strand elongation involved in DNA replication; double-strand break repair via break-induced replication. The transcript has a single exon. Gene Ontology annotation, cellular component: nucleus; MCM complex. Gene Ontology annotation, molecular function: single-stranded DNA helicase activity; ATP binding; single-stranded DNA binding.